Molecule: messenger RNA, 1433 nt
Organism: Alexandromys fortis (reed vole)
Lineage: Eukaryota; Metazoa; Chordata; Mammalia; Rodentia; Cricetidae
Product: killer cell lectin-like receptor subfamily B member 1B allele C
Exons: 7
Coding region: 1-765 (254 amino acids)
Biological process (GO): regulation of natural killer cell mediated cytotoxicity
Cellular component (GO): plasma membrane; cell surface
Molecular function (GO): signaling receptor activity
Source: RefSeq, a predicted model, not a curated record
AUGGAUGCAUCAGUGGUCUACGAUAACUUAAACCUAGACAGGACCCAGGAGCCUAAGAAGGCAUCCCCUCCAGCUCCUCUCCCAGACUGCUGCUGCUGCCCACGCUGGCAUCGGUUGGCUCUGAAACUUGGCUGUCUUUGGCUAAUCCUUCUUGUUCUGAUUGUGAUUAAACUCAGUGUCUUAGUACAAAAAACACCAGUAGGAAAAGGCAUUCAAGAGAACAAGAUGAAAACAACAGGCGAAAAAUGCAAUGUGAACGUUUCAGAGAGCAGUACGAAGGCAACAGGAAAAGGCAUUCAAGAGAACAAGAUGAAAACAACAGGCGAAAAAUGCAAUGUGAACGUUUCAGAGAGCAGAAUGAAAGCAACAGAGAAUCCAGUUCAGCUAAUGUGCCCCAAAUAUUGGCUGCCACACCGAGAGAAAUGCAUACAGUUUUCUCAAGAGAACGGUGUUUGGAAGGAAGGUCUAUCUAACUGCACUAGAAAAGGAGCCACUUUGCUCCUCAUUCAAGACCAAGAAGAACUGAAAUUCAUAAAGGACUCGAUGAAGGAGGGAGGACAUUCAUUUUGGAUUGGACUAAAUUACUCAUGGCCAGACAAGCACUGGAGAUGGUUAAACGGCUCCACUUUAAGUUCUGAUGUAUUGAACAUCAAAGGCGAUGCUAAACUGAACAGCUGUGUCACCAUCACAAAGUACAACGUGGUUUCUGAGGGCUGUACUUCAGACAACAUGUGGAUCUGCCAGAAGGAACUAAAACAUGUCUGAAACCAGGUGUAAUGACUCCUGACUGCGAAUCCCGUCUCGAUUACUUUACCAUACAGAUCUCUGCACUCCCUCUGUCUAGGCUGCCGGCCCUCCCAGUGUACAGCGAAAAUCUAUGAUUCUUCCAGAUGCCCCUGUCCGGUUUCUUUAUUCUGUAAAGGAGACAAGAUGCUCAUGUGCCCUUCUAAGAGAGUUGUUCUGUGGAAAGAAGCCCAGGCAAGCUGAGGGGCACUGGAUUCUAACCCUGGAGGCUGUGUGACCUUCGCUGGUCUCUGUUCCUGAGAUCACCUGCAGAAAACUGCAGAGUCCUCUUCUCUCCAUCCCCUCGGCCAAGCCAGCACACUCUGUGCUUGACUAAGCCCAGAAGCCAUGGCUAAGGGAUUUGGGGAAAGGCCUGACAGUGGUUUGAAUGGCACCUACAAAAGCCUAGGUAAACUGAACUCUGGUCAUGUGACGUCCCCACCAGGACAUGAUGCACCAGCAGACCCUGAGCCAAUGCUGGCAUCUUGGUGUUGGGUUUCACAGCUCCAGAAUUGGCAGAGAUGAGCUUCUUCCUUACCAGAGAGACAAUCAAAGGGACUACGGCUGUGUCUUGGUUGCUGUGUCUCCUGAUGUUGCAAUGCCGCUUUGUGGACAGAGACCGUUGAAUAUGCAGCUGGGCUUCUCCUGCC